Molecule: messenger RNA, 2155 nt
Organism: Paramecium pentaurelia
Lineage: Eukaryota; Ciliophora; Oligohymenophorea; Peniculida; Parameciidae
Source: the annotation of a GenBank genome assembly
AUGGAUAAACAAGAUUAUUAUCAAGUCUUGGGAGUUGAGAAAAAUGCUACAACAGAGGAGAUUAAGAGUGCUUACAGAAAGUUAGCUUUGGUAGACAUUAUUAUAGUUAUAUAUGUAGAAAUGGCAUCCAGAUAAGAACCCUGAUAAUUAAGAGACAGCCAAAAAAUAGUUUUAAUUGAUUUUACAAGCUUAUACAGGUUAGAUUUUCAAUUUAUAUUAAUAGUUCUUUGUGAUAAUCAGAAAAGAGCAAACUAUGACAAAUUUGGAACAGCAGAUGGUGAAGACCAAAUGAAUUUUGAUUUUGAUGAUUUUUUUGCUCAAGAUUUUGAGUCUAUGAUGAACUUUAUGAUGGGUGAUGCUUUUAUGAAGAUGUUUACUAAUAUUGGUAGACCAGGAAGAGGCAAACAUAAAUUUAAAAUACCAACUUCUUUUGUUUUCAAAUAAGCUUAACCAUAAAAGAAGCCAGAAAAAAAAAAAGAAGAAGAAGAUGAAUGGGAAACUGAAGAAGAAGUUGACGAAGAUGAUGAUUGGAAAGAUGUAGAUGAUGAUGAUGAAGAUGAUAAGAAUGAUAAUGAUGAUGAAUUCUAAUCAGAUAGUGAUGAUGAUCUUACAUAAACUGAAAAUUUAUUUAUGAUGCCUAUGUUUAUAGAAGAUAGCAUUAAGGAUACUGAUAGUAAUAUAUUCUUUUUAUAUUCUAAGGUAAUAAGUUCAAAUGUAAAUUUGAUGGUUAGAUAUUGAAAGAAUAAACCUUAGUGUAGCAUUUUGAAAAGAACCAUAAAAAAGAAUUUGCUGUAUGGAGUAAAAAAAAGCAUUUUAAAUGAUUAAUUAAUUACAUUAUUUUUAGAUAUGAAAAAUAGAUUCCUACAACUUAAAUAAAAACUUAAUAAUUGGAAGUGGAUUGAAUGCCAAGUAACUCUUCACUCUCAAACAAAUUAAUAAGAAUCAUAUCGUCUUCUUGAAACCAACUAUAAAAUUAUGUAAGAUUGUACAGUUGUUGAAGAAUAACUAUAAUUCAAUAUACAAAUGUAGAAAUCUUUCAAUUUCUCUAAAAGAAUAGGAUGGAAUUGGCACAAAAGUUGGAAACUUCCAGAAAUCACUGUUAAACCCAUUCUAAAUAGCUAUAAAUUAUAUACAAAAGGUCUCAGAUGUAGAUUGAUUUGUGGCUAUGUUGAGGAUGUAUCUACAAUUAGAUAAGUUGAACUUGAAGGAAAUAUAGAAAAAUUAUAUAAUGAUGACAUCUAAGGCUUUUAAUUUGAAAAUAUAAAGUUUAGUUCAACUUCAUAUAAACUGGAGGUUUUUACUUAUCCAUAUUUAUAGGGUGUCCAUUUUCAUGUCAUUAUUGAGAUCUAUAGAAGAGAUGAUAUCUUUGAAAGUGAACUAACUAUUAAAUCAGUCAUCUCUCCUCCAAUUUUUGUUGAUUCAAGGAAAGCUGCCAGAAAUACUAAGAGAUUUGACUAUUAGAAAAUUAUGUCCCUCAUCUAACCUUUUCAUCCAUUCUCCCUUAAGAAAUAACUUAUAGUUAGAUCUGAUAAAUCUAAAAUAUUAAAAAUAGAGGAUACUCUUGAAGGACUUAAUAAUUAUUUGAUGGCAUAGAAUAUUAGGAAUAAGUGUAGACAUCCCUACUUUUUAGCAUUAAAAUUUAGAUCAGUCUUUGAUCUUUACUAUAAUUCUAAUUAAUAUUCUACUCUAAUGAAUUUGGAAUAAUUACUUGUUAAGAUUUAAUAAUGUUUAGUUGAUAGUUUAAAUUCACAUUAGAAUUAAUAAGUAAUAUUGUUAAGAAUGAAAUAUACAAAUUAUAGUGAACUUGAUAUAGGAUUUUUUAGUAAUAAUUUGAAUCAAUUAUAAAAUAAUGUUAUUCAAGUUGUUGCUAGUUCUUAAAUUGAUAAAAAUUGGGUUAAAAUAAAUACAAAUGAUUUGAAUAAUAUUUAUUCAGAAAAGUAUUCAAUAUUUCCAAGAGUUUCAACUUCAGAUUAGAUGUAAAUGAAAUAAUAUUUUGAUAUUUCAUCUGAUGAAAGUGACUCAGAAGUUUGUUGUUAAAAUGAUGUAAUUUUAAUAAUUAUAAUGAUAGGAAUAAAUUGAAUAAGGAAAGUAAUAAAAUCUAUAGGAAUUUUAUGAAACAAAAAUCGAAAUUCAAAAAAAGAAAGUCUGUUUAUGA